Molecule: messenger RNA, 1087 nt
Organism: Ipomoea triloba (trilobed morning glory)
Lineage: Eukaryota; Viridiplantae; Streptophyta; Magnoliopsida; Solanales; Convolvulaceae
Product: NADPH-dependent aldehyde reductase-like protein, chloroplastic
Exons: 1
Coding region: 61-870 (269 amino acids)
Source: RefSeq, a predicted model, not a curated record
UCUUCUACUGCACUGCACUAAAGUUCAUAGUCUCUAUAAUCAAAAGCCAAUUAGCCGACAAUGGCCGAAGCUAGCAGCGCCGUCCAGCAGCCAAGCCAAGCCGCCUUUCCACUGCAAGACCGGGUAGCCAUCGUCACCGGCUCGUCCCGGGGAAUAGGCAGCGCCAUUGCUCUCCAUUUGGCGUCACUCGGCGCCAAGGUAGUAGUCAAUUACACCUCCAACUCAGCGCAAGCCGACGCAGUCGUCUCCCAAAUAAAUUCCAACCACGGCUCAAAUCCACCACGAGCCAUAGCCGUCAAAGCCGACGUCUCUGACCCGGCUCAGGUAACCUCCCUCUUCGACGCGGCUGAGUCGGCGUUCAACUCGCCGGUCCACAUCCUGGUCAACUCCGCCGGCGUGGCCGAUCCCAAGUACCCCAGGAUCGUCGACACCCCCGUGGAGGACUUCGAUAGGAUCUUCAACAUCAACACGCGCGGCGCGUUCGUUUGCUGCAAGGAAGCGGCGAGCAGGAUCACGCGCGGCGGCGGAGGGAGGAUCAUCUGCCUCUCGACCUCGACGGUUGGGGCGUUGUUGCCCGGGUACGCUACGUACACGGCGUCGAAGGCGGCGGUGGAGGUGAUGGUGAAGAUAUUGGCGAAAGAACUGAAGGGGACGAAGAUCACGGCCAACGUCGUGGCGCCUGGGCCGGUGGCGACGGAGUUGUUCUUCGAGGGGAAGACGGAGGAGAUGAUAAAAAGGCUUAUGGAUCUAACGCCGUUAGGGAGACUGGGGCAGACGGAUGACAUAACUCCGGUGGUUGCGUUAUUGGCGGGUGAUAGUGGUGAGUGGAUCAACGGACAGGUUAUUCGGGUUAACGGUGGCUUUGUGUGAUUUUUUGUUUUUACAUUUUAUUUUUUAGAUUAUAUUUUCUGGUCAAUUAUUGACUCUCGAAAAUAUGAAGUGAAGACUUUAGGUCAUUUGGUUGAUCACUUGUGCUGUGACGUAUUUUUUUCUCUUUUUUUUUUGUUGGAUAACUAAAUAAAUGUAUUAGCCAAAAAAUAUUUAUUAGUCAAAUGAUUAGACUUUUUAUAAGGCGUUCUUGUUCAAA